AUUUAUGAUAACACAUGGUCAGAUUUUGAACAAGAAGAGGAGUGGAAUGUUGAAGAACCGUCCGGUUCAACUGGCAUUAAGGAAGCUUCUGAAACGUCCUCAAUACCCGUUGAACGAAAGAAUCCUUCUGUUGCGGAUCUGGUGGAUGGUAAGGUGCGAAUAGAAGAUUUUCCUCUUAUCACCGUCUGUUUUAUGGAGGAUGUCUUCUAUUCUUCGGAUAAUCGAAGGCUUUAUUGCUUCAAGGAGGCGAUAAAGCGAGGGUUGGAUGUUGACAGGAUACCCGUUCGAAUAAGACGGGUGUCUGACAUCAACAUUGGGUGGAAGAUGGAGGGAGCGUAUCGGGUGGUGCGGAACACCAAUUUUAAGGAGGUGGUGGUGAGCCCUUCGUCGAGAAACGGAAGGGUUGCUGAUG
Messenger RNA from Dentiscutata erythropus, 412 nucleotides. The record is from the annotation of a GenBank genome assembly. NCBI's taxonomy places the organism in Eukaryota, Fungi, Glomeromycota, Glomeromycetes, Diversisporales, Gigasporaceae.